AUGGACAAGCACGUCCUGUUGGUCUUCUCCCUCUUCUGCUGCUUUGAGGGGUCAGCUCUCAUGUGUAUAACCUGCCACCUUCACCUGACUUCAGAUCGCUGUAGAAGAGGCUUUGGUGUUUGUGUUGCUCAGGAGGAAGAGAAAUGCAUGACCUUAAAGAUCUACGACUACACCUGGAACCACCUGCUGUCCUACAUGGUGUGCCAGAAGUUCUGUAGAGACCUGACGUUCCAACGCCACGGUCACUUUCUCGUCCACGAGUGCUGUGACUACAAUUACUGCAACCUCAAACUGUGA
This is a messenger RNA of Artibeus jamaicensis (Jamaican fruit-eating bat), 297 nucleotides long. RefSeq names its product prostate and testis expressed protein 3-like. Lineage: Eukaryota; Metazoa; Chordata; Mammalia; Chiroptera; Phyllostomidae. The transcript has 3 exons. The record is from RefSeq and is a predicted model, not a curated record. The coding region runs from base 1 to 297 and encodes 98 amino acids.